Molecule: messenger RNA, 1291 nt
Organism: Plectropomus leopardus (leopard coralgrouper)
Lineage: Eukaryota; Metazoa; Chordata; Actinopteri; Perciformes; Serranidae
Gene: cops6
Product: COP9 signalosome subunit 6
Biological process (GO): protein deneddylation
Cellular component (GO): COP9 signalosome
Molecular function (GO): metallopeptidase activity; protein binding
Source: RefSeq, a predicted model, not a curated record
CGUCCACUGCGCCUGCGCCGUUUACCGGACAAGAUGGCGACCAGCAAUGGUGGGGGAAUGGAGGUGGACGGAGCAGCCAGCCCCAGUGUUAUGGCCUCAGGGGUUACCGGAAGCGUCUCCGUGGCCUUACACCCUCUGGUCAUCCUCAACAUAUCCGACCACUGGAUUCGCAUCCGCUCGCAGGAGGGACGACCGAUGCAGGUGAUUGGCGCCCUGAUCGGGAAGCAGGAGGGGAGAAACAUCGAGGUGAUGAACUCCUUUGAGUUGCUGUCUCACACCAUAGACGACCGAGUGCACAUUGACAAGGAGUACUACUACACCAAGGAGGAGCAAUUCAAACAGGUCUUCAAAGAGAUGGAGUUCUUGGGCUGGUACACCACAGGAGGCCCUCCGGACGCAUCGGACAUCCACAUUCACAAGCAGGUGUGUGAGAUUAUUGAGAGCCCUCUCUUCCUCAAGCUCAACCCCAUGACCAAGCACACCGAUCUUCCUGUCAGUGUUUAUGAAUCUGUGAUUGACAUCAUCAAUGGCGAGGCUACCAUGUUGUUUGCGGAGCUGACGUACACUCUGGCCACAGAGGAGGCAGAGAGAAUCGGUGUUGACCACGUAGCUCGAAUGACGGCCACCGGCACAGGAGAAAACUCGACAGUUGCUGAACACCUUAUAGCCCAGCACAGUGCGAUAAAGAUGCUCCACAGCCGGGUGAAGAUCAUUCUAGAGUACGUCAAAGCCGUGGAAUCAGGAGAGGUGCCAUUCAACCAUGAGAUCCUUCGAGAAGCGAACGCCCUGUGCCACAGACUGCCGGUCCUCAGCACCAUAAAAUUCAAAACUGACUUCUAUGAUCAAUGUAACGAUGUGGGCCUGAUGGCGUAUUUAGGCACCAUCACCAAGACCUGCAACAGCAUGAACCAGUUCAUCAACAAGUUCAACGUCCUGUAUGACAGACAGGGCAUCGGCCGGAGGAUGAGAGGACUUUUCUUUUGAGCUAGGAGUUAACUGAAGCAGAGACAAACGAGCACUGCAGUUUCUUUUUCUCUGUUUUGUUCAUUUUGUUUUGCUUGUAUUUUUGGUUGGCUAAUGCAAAUUCUACAGUAGCUCUUCAAAUAACUUUAUGGUUUUUGACAAGUGUAUUAAAACGCACUUAAAUACACCAAUUGGUAAGAAAAACAUACUAAAUAUGUCAACUCUUUGUUGGGUAUGCACAUAAAUGAAUCCACUGUACAUUAACGUUAUGUUAUUUUGCCCCGUUUGUUCUGUUUCUGUAUGUAAUAAAUGAUCUGAUUCUUUUUCA